Schistosoma turkestanicum is the source of this 2501-nucleotide messenger RNA. Lineage: Eukaryota; Metazoa; Platyhelminthes; Trematoda; Strigeidida; Schistosomatidae. The record is from the annotation of a GenBank genome assembly.
GGUCGUUGGUGGCCUUGAAAUAGUGGUCAGAAGAUCAUGUGACAAGACGCUGAGACCGAUACAUUUGGAUAGACAAUAAAAGUAUGAGAAAAUUUGCAAUGUGCAAGCUACACGUCGUGCUAACUUUUUGUCGUUCCAGUUUUUCUCUGCCUUUUGCGUCGUUUGGGUUCAUCAGCCAUGAAAUGCCCUUCAUGCAAUCAGGAAGUUUACUUUGCUGAACGGGUCACUAUACUUGGGAAAGACUGGCAUCCUCGGUGCCUAAAAUGUGAACACUGCAAGAAAACACUGACAGCGGGUUCUCACUGUGAAAUUGGAUCACAGUCAUUACGAUAUUGUUCAGACAGGAGUACACGUCACUCCACAUUGCCUAAUUUUGUUCCACUAGAUAUCCUGUCAUUGUUGUCAAUAUGAGUGCCCUAAUUCAUCUUGAUACUUCCGCUUCAUAUUUGAUUCAGCUUAGCUGAGGGUAUUAAGGUUGAUAUUAUUAGCCACUCUGACCUAACAUGACAUCAGCAUGAUCAGACUUGUUUGUAUAUGUCAAAUAUUGGAUGUGAUUUGGUCCCCUUGCUUUUAUUCAGACUUACUUGCCAUAGUUGUUCGUUCUCUGAGAAAAGUGACACGCUAAGUGGCGAAGUACCACAGAUUCAAUUUUUUAUUCAUUGGAGAGUUGCGAAUGUAGUAUUAUUGUGAUCAAUCCUCCCAAGGGUCAAUUAAUAUGGAAUUGUCAGGUCAACUCCCGUCGAGACCUAAAAGAUGGUUGACCUCGUUCAUUCUCCGUUCAUUUUAUAGUGUUAUGAAAGGUUUUCACUGUGAGACAACUUCGAAAAAAUAGGAUGACAAUAUAGUACGGUACAACCGCGUAAGUCUGAUUGACACCCAUGAGUUGGCUGGAAAACUUCUGAAAACAUAUUAUCUUGCAUAUUAUCCUCACUAGUCAGUAUCUCCUGACAGGUUUUGUGCCAGAAUGUUCGUUUUGUUUUGCAGUAGUGUCAGUUUUGGUCACUACAUCCACCGAAAUGGCAAUCAGCUGGUUCUUUGGAAGUAAUAGACAAUGUAUCGAUGGGAUGACUUUGGUUUCAUGUUGUUAGUUUAGAGUCGAUAAAAUACGGCUUCACACGCGGCAUUUUACUGCACAUUAAUUCAUCAUUCUCAGCAGGAGAGUGCUUCUUAACAAAAUUUCUCACGGUGUUUUAUUUAGUACGGGAUACCUUAGGAAAAUUGGAAGUUCAAGUAUGCUGUUCAGAUACUGGGGUUGUGUAUAAAAGCAUAAGAGCUUUAUUAUGGAAUUGGUGUAAACUCAGACUUUAAUAGGAUGAAACUCCUACCGCUAAUCAAUGUCUCAUAUUCAUCUAUAUUUCAGCAUGAUGGUAAACCUUAUUGUAAGAUUCCAUGUUACCAGUCCCUGUUUGGACCCAAAGUUUAACAGAUUCUAGGAUGUUUGAUACUCAAUUCGGUUGCUAAUGUAUUUGGUAAGAAUUAUCAUGUUUAGUGUCAAGUUGUUUAUCACUGAAAUAAUUGAGACGAGCUAUAAACUAGUGAGUGGUGUGUAGUUUAGUUCAAAUAUAUGUUCUUGAUAAGUUGGAGUAUUGUGUAUGUGCAUGAAACUAAUCUCCGUUCUGAGAAAUAGAUGUGAAGUAAAUUAAGUAUGACAGUGACACGUUUAACGGUCGACAAGUUGUCAACAUUAUAAGAUGGUAAAUAGGAGGGCUUUGUAUACUGCAUUUUACUAGCGAAGGUAUGCUUCCAAGUACAGUGAAACAUUAGUUCUAAUUGUGUUUAUUUCAGCAGAGAUUCGCUUCUAAGAAACAACUGUUGGAAAUUAACAUUGAUAUACUAAACAUAUGUUCAAAUGUUUCAUACGGCUUAUUGGCAUAUUUUGUUUCCAGGUUAUGGGUCAGUGGCCAGCAGUCACAUCUACAAAUAGAUAACAAAUUUGUUAUAUAAUGGUCAUUCCAAGAUUGGUCUAUGAAGUCUGUGUGACUGCUCUUGAUGUCUCUUGUGAGACAACUUCAAACGAUCGUUCCUUUAUUACUGUUUAAUUACUUGAUUUUGAUAUUUUAAUUUAUGAAAUAAACGUGCAGAUUAAAAUUUGUGUUUUACUUUUCACUCUCAGUUGUAAGUCCGUAAGUGGUGGUGAGAAGCGGUUAACUCAUCUUCAUCUUUACCUUUGAGAUAGGAGAGGAAACAGGGAUUGCAAGGCGGAAAGAUCUCAAUGGUUUGGUUUCUUAGUCCAUACAAUCGUGCUCAUGUUAUUAUGCACAAUUUAUGGUGUUUUUUGAGUGGAGAAAGCAGUGGUGUUUGUUUAGUAAAUAAAUCGCCAGGCUGAUUAGAAAGUAUAUGUUUGAAAUCAAAAAGAAGAACAAAUAGUGAAUGGACACAUGGUCAAUGGGCAGUUGAUAAGUGAUAGCCUGGACUCAGAGUUCACCAACUACUUUGUAGUUAUAUGCGACCGAUUUCCUUUGUCACUUCAUAGGCGAUUGGGCAGCUGAUCCACAAAGAAG